Molecule: messenger RNA, 227 nt
Organism: Ilex paraguariensis (yerba mate)
Lineage: Eukaryota; Viridiplantae; Streptophyta; Magnoliopsida; Aquifoliales; Aquifoliaceae
Source: the annotation of a GenBank genome assembly
AUACCGACGAUGAUAAUUAUAGGCCAUCAAAAAGAACUAGAGCUGAUUUUAGGCCUCCCAACAACACAAGAAGCUUUGAUGAUACUGAUGCAAUGCAAAGUUCUCCUGGCAGAUCGCAACGAGGACAUUCAAGAGAGGAUGUUCCCAUGACGGAUCAAACAGAUGAUGACCCAUAUGAGGUGUGGAGUUACCCUAGCUUAAAUAAUCUAGCUUUUGCAAAGAACUGA